AUGUCCAUCAAACGGGCGUUCACCAAAGCCAUUCGGGGCAACACCGACAGUGACGACGCCUCGUCAGGCAGUCACGUUCGAUCUCUCUCGCUGGGCCGCUCCAAAGCCCGAACAUCGACCUCGCUCGAUUCGCGAAAAUCGCUCGAUGGAUCGCCCUCGGCUUCUCCUCGGCGCAGCAUUCUGGGCACCUUCUUCCGUGACCGAGACUACAUCUCCUCCUCAGAAGAUCAGUCAGAUGACUCCGCCGCGACGGGCAAUCUGAGCAAGAACCAACAGAAGCGACUGGCACGCCAACAACGCCGCAACGAGCGGAGUCGCCUGAGUGAGGACCACGUGUCCGAGGCCGACCAUCGUCGCAAGGAAGAAGAACUGGCCAAAGCAGCUGCAGAGGAGACCGCCGAGAUGAAAGCGCGCUAUGGCGAACUGCCGCUGAUGCAAUCGCAGAGUCGGCCACGCGAGCUGCGCACCGCGCUGGAGGAUGUGACGCCCGCGCUGGAGGGCCAAGAGAUCUUCUUCACCGCACGUCUACACGUCAUUCGCCGCAUGAGCGCAAAGUUGGUCUUCCUCGUCUUCCGCCAGCAGCUGAUCACCUUCCAAGCCGUGCUGCAUGAGCGGCCUGGCGUCUCGUCCAUCGCCAUGAUCUCCUGGGUCGAACACCUGCGAGUGGGAUCAUUCCUGCGCGUGCGCGGCCGGGUGCAGAAGCCCGAAGUCCCUGUCCUGGGUUGCAGUAUCCACGACGUGGAGCUUGCAAUCGAUUCCGUGCACCUGCUUGUCAAGCGAGAGGAGCCCGUCCCCUUUAGUGUGUACGAGGCCGAGAUUCAGACCAACGAGGAGGACAAGGCCGAGGGUCGUCGCAGUCACAUCCCGGAUCGUACCCGCCUGAGCAACCGCCUCCUGGACCUACGCACCCCAACCUCCCAGUCCAUCUUCCGCUUACAGUCCGCGACCUGCAACCUCUUCCGAGCUGCUCUGGAUGAGCGAGGCUUUAUCGAGAUUCACACCCCCAAGCUCCAGGGCGCCGCCACCGAGUCCGGUGCGAGCGUGUUCCAGGUGAACUACUUCGGUCGCCCGGCAUUCUUGGCCCAAUCACCUCAGCUGGCCAAGCAGAUGGCCAUCGCGGCCGACUUUGGCCGUGUGUAUGAAAUCGGUGCGGUCUUCCGUGCGGAAAACUCCAACACUCAUCGACAUUUGACCGAAUACACCGGUCUCGAUAUCGAGAUGGCGAUCGAAGAGCAUUACCAUGAAAUGCUCGAAGUUCUCGAUGCGACCAUCAAGAAUAUCCUGAGUGGUAUCUACGGCAAAUACCGCCGCGAAAUCGAAACCAUCAAGCAUCAGUUCCCAUCGGAUGAUGUUGUGUGGCUGGAACAAACACCCAUCAUUCGCUUUUCGGACGGCAUUCAGAUGCUGAACGAGUCGGGCUGGCGCAACGAAGAGGGCGAGUUGCUUCCCCUCGACGAAGAUCUUGCGACGAGAGACGAAAUCCGUCUCGGUGAGUUGGUGAAGGAGAAGUUCGGCACCGACUACUACGUCCUCGACAAAUUCCCCCGCGGCGCGCGUCCCUUCUACACCAUGCCCGACCCCGAAGAUGACAAGUACACGAAUUCGUUCGACAUGUUCAUUCGAGGUCAAGAGAUUGUCUCUGGUGGUCAGCGUAUUCACGAUGCCAACAUGCUCGAGGAGAACAUGCGCAACGUUGGCAUCAACCCGGACGACAUGGAGGAGUACAUGGAGGCUUUCCGCUGGGGUGCCCCGCCUCACGCCGGCGCCGGUAUCGGUCUCGAGCGCAUGCUGAUGCUCUUGCUCAAGGUGGGCAACAUUCGACUCACCUCUCUCUUCCAUCGCGAUCCCAAGAGUCUCCCAGCCAAGCCACCAGUCUCGACGCUGCGUCAUCCGGAAGCUUCCACCAUCGAGCCGCCCUGGCUUGAGCGUUCCCGUUUUGCCGAGAAUGAGAGCGAGCUACAGCCUUUGGAGAAGCUGAUUGCCAACUACGGAGACGCCACUUCCACCUCUUGGUUCGAUGAACGCUUUAAGAUCUGGCGAGACAUGAUGACUGGUGCUGCCGUUUCCUACGUGCCCAGCAGCAGCAACUACGUGAUCAUCCCCGGAAACCCAGCCUGUGACCCGUCACAGUACACCCGAACCAUCACGCAAUUUCUGCAGUGGCUUCGCCGGGAGACCAAGUUCAAACCCAUCUGGAUCUUGUGCUCUCCAGAGAUCGAGACCAUUCUCGGUGAACGUCUCGGAUGGCGUAGCUUGUCCUGCAUUGCAGAGGAGCGGGUGGAGCCCUCCGCUAACCAAGCUGCCUCCGAUGGAGAAUUGGCUAAGAAAUUGCGCCGUGCCGACAAUGAAGGCAUCAAGGUCGUCUCGCUGAACCAAGGCGAGCUGCCAUCCGAGGAGAUUCGCCAGAGCAUCGACAAGCGCAUCGCCGAGUGGCUCGCCAACCGUAAGGGCACUCAGGUCCACCUCUCUGAGAUCCGUCCUUGGGUUGAUCACGAGCAUCGUUGGUACUUCUAUGCUGUGGAUAAAGAAGGCGCCAUCUGUGCCUUUGUCGCGCUUGUGAUGAUCUCACCCGCCUGGGGCAUGCAAGUCAAGUACAGCUUGGACUUCCCCAACUCCCCCAACGGUGCCAUUGAAUACAUCCUCACUGAGGCGAUUCAGACUGCCGGCAAACUUGGCGUCAAGGGUCUGACUUUUGGUGCCGGUGCUACCGGUCAGUUGACUCCCGGUCACAACCUGCACGGCGCCAAGAUUCGAAUGCUGGAGCGUACUUACGAGGCUCUUGCCAAGCAAUUCCAUCUCGUGCGGAAGAGCGAGUUCCGCGCCAAGCUCGGUGCGACUGAGGAGCCGCUUUACAUCUCCUACCCGGCGCACGGUCUUGGCUCCAAGGGUAUUCGUGCUAUUCUCAAUUUCUUUGAAGACUAG
Penicillium diatomitis is the source of this 2922-nucleotide messenger RNA. It is a transcript of the gene erdS, whose product is annotated as aspartyl-tRNA synthetase, cytoplasmic. The transcript has a single exon. Lineage: Eukaryota; Fungi; Ascomycota; Eurotiomycetes; Eurotiales; Aspergillaceae. The coding region runs from base 1 to 2922 and encodes 973 amino acids. The record is from RefSeq and is a predicted model, not a curated record. Gene Ontology annotation, biological process: aspartyl-tRNA aminoacylation. Gene Ontology annotation, cellular component: aminoacyl-tRNA synthetase multienzyme complex; cytoplasm; cytosol. Gene Ontology annotation, molecular function: ATP binding; RNA binding; aspartate-tRNA ligase activity.